AUGAAGAGUACACCCCAAACUGGUCAAAGAGCAACUUCCCCGACCAACACCCAAUGCAGGCCAAGUGCAAGUCAAGGUAUCGCAUGUCGCACAGAACCCAACAGACGGUAUGUUAAACACCUCAGUUUGCACCGACAAGGCUCACGCGCCGCAGUCCAAUGCUUUGACAGUAAUGCCUUUGGGGAUGGUGCUGUGCUGGGGUGCGACUUUGUUGGACAAGUCACCGAACUAGGAGAGGGAGUCACUCGACUAGUCCCCGGUGACAUUGUGGCAGGUCUGAUCUGGGGCGGCGAAAUCUCGGGACUGGGCGGAUAUAGUCAAUACAGCAUUGCGGAUCAGCGCAUCUCUCUCAAAGUGCCCGACAACAUCUCGCGGGCCGAGGCGAGCUCAGUUCCUCUCGCUGCGACGACUGCCUGGCUUGCCCUAUUUUCCGAGGGUUGUCUUAAUAUUGAUCGCUUUAAAGCCGGCACUAGUGUGCUAAUUUGGGGUGGCAGUUCCAGCGUGGGUCUCUAUGCUAUCCAACUAGCAUCCAUCUUUGGGCUCAAUGUCAUCACAACCUGCAGCCCACGAAAUGCGGAUCUCGUCCGAUCAUACGGCGCUCAGCAUGUCUUUGACUAUAAUGAUCCCGAUGUGAUUGCGAACAUCACCAAGGCCGCCCCGGACAUUCAGCAUGUCUUCGACAGCAUUGGCGACAAAACCAGCUCUGGUAAAUCCUCACAAGCAUUUGGCGACCGUCCAGGAAAUCUAUGUACUGUCAGGCCUGGGAAGGCAAACACCGAGUAUGUCACUGCCAACACGCAUGUUACCGAUGUACUGGUUUGGACGGCUUUCCUUAAAGACCACGGAUAUGGCGAGUUCCACUGGCCGGCCUCGCAGAAGGAUCAUGAGUUGGCCAGCGAAUUGUUUGAACGUUUGCCUUCGUGGUUAGCACAGGGCCAAGUCAAGCCCAACAAAGCCAAGAUCUUCCAUGGCUUGGAGUCGGUCGCCCAAGGCUUCCAAGAGUACCGGGAUGGUGGGGUGUCGGCCUAUAAGAUUGUUUAUGAGAUUUGA
Molecule: messenger RNA, 1050 nt
Organism: Penicillium salamii
Lineage: Eukaryota; Fungi; Ascomycota; Eurotiomycetes; Eurotiales; Aspergillaceae
Source: the annotation of a GenBank genome assembly